AUGACUCGAAGUAGUCUUUUCAAGGAGUUGGCUGAUAUCGCCAAAGAGCGAAUCAUGAUCAUCGACGGAGCUAUGGGAACGAUGAUUCAGAGAGAAUAUAUGGAGGAACACGACUUCCGUGGAGAGAUCUUGAAAGACCACGACAAGCCAUUGAAAGGAAACAAUGAUCUUCUCUCAAUUACCCGCCCGGAUAUCAUCUAUAAAAUUCACAAGCUGUAUCUUGAAGCAGGAGCGGAUUUCAUUGAGACAAACACUUUCUCGGGUACCACAAUUGCACAGGCAGAUUAUCAUUGCGAGCAUCUCGUUCAUGAAAUCAACUACCAGUCAGCAUUAGUUGCUAGGAGAGCAUGUGAUGAUGUCGGAGCCGCUACAGGUAUACGUCGAUAUGUAUGUGGUGCAAUCGGUCCAACGAACAGAACACUAUCCAUCUCACCGUCAGUCGAGAAGCCAGACUUCCGUAACGUCACCUUCCAAGAGCUAGUAAAAGCAUACGGAGACCAGGCGAGAUCUUUGAUUCAAGGAGGUGUUGAUGUGCUUCUCGUGGAAACUGUAUUCGAUUCAGCUAACGCCAAGGCUGCUCUUUUUGCUAUUCGCACACUUUUUGAAGAUGAAGGCGUUCCAGAAAUCCCAGUUUUCCUUUCGGGAACAAUUGUCGACAUGUCUGGUCGUACUCUUUCUGGGCAAACCGGAGAAGCCUUUCUUGUUUCUACCAAACAAGGAAAGCCAAUAGCAGUGGGAUUGAAUUGUGCUCUAGGAGCUAAAGAUAUGAGACAGUUUGUCCAGAAUAUGUCUCUCUGGUCGGAUACUCUAAUUUUGUGUUACCCAAAUGCAGGACUUCCCAAUGCACUCGGAGGAUACGAUGAAACUCCCGAAGAGAUGGCUGAAGUUCUGCGAGAAUUUGCUCAAGAUGGUCUUGUGAACAUCAUUGGAGGUUGCUGUGGAACCACACCGGACCAUAUCAACGCCAUGUACAAGGCAGUUCAAGGAAUCAGUCCGCGUGUUCCUCCAGCCGAUCCACACGCUGGAAAGAUGCUGUUAUCUGGUCUCGAACCAUCGAUCGUGGGACCAGAGACGAAUUUCGUGAAUAUCGGUGAACGAUGCAAUGUAGCCGGAUCCCGUCGUUUCUGCAACCUGAUUAAAAAUGAGAACUACGAUACCGCGAUCGAUGUGGCACGUGUUCAAGUCGACAGUGGAGCUCAAAUUCUGGAUGUGAACAUGGAUGAUGGUCUUCUUGAUGGCCCCUACGCAAUGUCGAAAUUCCUCCGGCUGAUAUCUUCUGAACCAGACGUUGCGAAAAUUCCAGUAUGCAUUGAUUCUUCAGACUUCGAUGUCAUCAUUGCUGGUCUCGAAUCGACGCAAGGAAAAUGUGUCGUCAACUCGAUUUCAUUGAAAGAAGGAGAAGAAAAAUUCAAAGAGCGUGCUAGAAUCGUUAAAAGAUACGGAGCAGCUGUGGUUGUGAUGGCGUUUGACGAGGAAGGACAAGCUGCAGAGACAGAGAGAAAGUUUGAGAUUUGUGAGAGAUCAUACAGGAUUCUGACAGAGGAAGUUGGAUUUAAUCCGAACGAUAUCAUUUUCGAUGCCAACAUUCUCACCAUCGCCACAGGAAUGGAUGAACAUGCAAACUAUGGAAUGUACUUCAUUGAAGCCACUCGCAUGAUUCGCGAGAACCUUCCAGGGGCUCAUGUUUCCGGAGGAGUAUCUAAUAUUUCUUUCUCGUUCCGUGGAAUGGAAGCCAUCCGUGAAGCAAUGCACUCUGUUUUCCUUUUCUAUGCCAUCAAGGCUGGUAUGGAUAUGGGAAUCGUGAAUGCAGGAGCACUGCCAGUUUAUGAAGAUAUUGACAAACCUUUGCUUCAACUUUUGGAAGAUUUGCUAUUCAAUCGUGAUCCAGAAGCGACGGAAAAGCUUCUUGUAGCUGCUCAGGAGAUGAAGAAAGACGGGAAGAAGGCUGACACGAAGACUGAUGAAUGGAGAAAUACCUCAGUUGAGGAACGUCUCAAGUUUGCUCUUGUCAAAGGAAUCGAUCAAUUCGUUGUCGCUGAUACCGAAGAAGCCAGACAGAACACUGAAAAAUAUCCAAGACCAUUGAAUGUAAUCGAACGACCAUUGAUGGAUGGAAUGGCGGUGGUUGGAGAGCUAUUUGGUGCUGGAAAAAUGUUCCUUCCUCAAGUUAUCAAGUCUGCGAGAGUCAUGAAGAAAGCGGUGGCUCAUCUUCUUCCAUUCAUGGACGCUGAGCGACAAGCAAAUAUUGAGAAGAUGGGAUUAGAUGAAGACGAGAGUCCUUAUCAAGGUACUGUGGUAAUUGCUACUGUGAAAGGAGAUGUGCAUGAUAUUGGAAAGAAUAUUGUGGCUGUUGUGUUGGGAUGCAAUAACUUCAAAGUGGUUGAUCUUGGUGUGAUGACUCCGUGUGAGAACAUUAUCAAGGCUGCGAUCGAAGAGAAAGCUGACUUCAUCGGACUCUCCGGACUCAUCACUCCAUCUCUUGAUGAAAUGGUUCAUGUUGCCAAAGAAAUGAAUCGUGUUGGCUUGAAAAUUCCACUUCUUAUCGGAGGAGCAACUACCUCGAAAACUCACACUGCUGUCAAAAUUGCUCCAAGAUACCCACAUCCAGUUGUUCAUUGUUUGGAUGCUUCUAAGUCCGUUGUCGUGUGCUCUUCGUUGUCUGAUAUGACUGUUCGUGAUGCUUUCUUGCAAGAUUUGAAUGAGGAUUACGAAGAUGUAAGAACUAAAAUGUGUCUAGUUUCUUAUUUAAAUCAUUUUUUUAUUACAGAACACUACGAAUCGUUGAAAGAUAGACGAUUCGUCGCUCUCGGUAAGACUCGUGAGAAGAAGUUCAACAUCGACUGGAACAAGUUUUCCCCCGUCAAACCAUCAUUCAUUGGGCGACGCGAAUUUCAAAAUUUCGAUUUCAAGGAACUGAUUCCAUACAUCGAUUGGAAGCCGUUCUUCGAUGUCUGGCAAUUGAGAGGAAAAUAUCCGAAUCGCAGUUAUCCAAAGAUCUUCGACGACGCAGAUGUUGGGGGUGAAGCUAAACGUGUCUUCGAUGAUGCCCAAACAUGGCUUAAGAAGUUGAUCGAUGAGAAGGUUCUCACUGCUAAUGCAGUCGUUUCAUUCUUGCCAGCUGCUUCGGAAGGAGAUGAUAUUCAUGUCUACGAUCCAGAAACUGGAAACAAGUUGGAUACUUUCUACGGACUUCGUCAGCAAUCAGGACGUGAACAUGAUCAAUCUCAUUUCUGUUUGUCCGACUUCAUCAGACCAUUGAAGAUCGGUGUUCCGGAUGACUAUCUCGGUCUUUUCGCUUGUACAGCUGGACUUGGAGCAGAGGAGUAUUGUAAAGUUCUUGAGGAAAAUCACGAUGAUUAUGCAUCCAUCAUGGUGAAGGCUCUCGCUGAUCGUCUGGCAGAAGCCUAUGCUGAGUACCUUCACAAAGAAGUGAGAGUUAAUUUGUGGGGAUAUUCAACGAAUGAACAACUCACCGAAACUGAUCUUCUAUCUAUCAAAUACGAGGGAAUCCGACCAGCAUGUGGAUAUCCUUCCCAACCGGAUCACACUGAGAAACGGACUCUCUGGAAGCUUCUGGAAGCGGAAAAGAAUGGAAUUGUGCUCACUGAACAUUUGGCAAUGCUUCCAGCUGCUUCAGUAUCAGGACUAUACUUCGCUAAUCCACAGAGUCAGUACUUUGCUGUUGGAAAAAUUGACGAAGAUCAGGUAGCAUUCAUAUAUGUGAGAUCGAAAAAUGUAACCGACUAUGCAGCCAGAAAGAAUGUACCAAAGGAAGAAGUCGAGCGAUGGCUCUCCCCAAUUAUUGGAUACGAAUUAGAUUGA
Molecule: messenger RNA, 3822 nt
Organism: Caenorhabditis briggsae
Lineage: Eukaryota; Metazoa; Nematoda; Chromadorea; Rhabditida; Rhabditidae
Gene: Cbr-metr-1
Product: Protein CBR-METR-1
Exons: 9
Coding region: 1-3822 (1273 amino acids)
Biological process (GO): pteridine-containing compound metabolic process
Molecular function (GO): methionine synthase activity; cobalamin binding; zinc ion binding
Source: RefSeq, a predicted model, not a curated record